ACUUUGUCCAUGCAGGACAUGGAUACUGCGCAAGCUGCUCAUAAAUGCGGUCAAGAUGCUGAUGACGCCGACAUCGAUGCGUCCCAAGAGCUGCUGACGGCUAUCAAACUCACAUGUGGCCGUACAGUGCCUAAUAGGCUGGUGAAGGUUGCUAUGUACGAGCACAUGAGCAACCUCUACGGAGGGCCGCCUAACGAGGCACAUUUUGAACUCUAUUCGCGCUGGUCCAAAGGAGAGUGGGGUAUGAUCUGCACGGGAAACGUGCAAGUAUGUAACGAUCACCUUACGCUUGGGAGAGACAUGGUCGUUCCAGAACACAUCACUCCAGAGACGGUCGAACCGUUCAGGCGAUUAGCAGACGCUAUCCACGGGGAAGCGUAUACGAAGGCACAGGAGCGAGAUAACAAGCCGCUUGCGAUCAUGCAGCUCUCUCAUCCCGGCCGACAGUCGGCCAAUAUCCUCGGCGGACGCUGGCCGUUCGUCCCGCCGCUCGCGCCGAGCGCUGUGCCCAUUGGCCGGACGCGUCGGGCGGGGACAUCAGCUGCCUCGUCGCUGCUCUCGUUUAUUCUGCUCUUGGUUUUCUUCCAGACUCCUCGACGCAUGUCUGUUGCUGAUAUAGACGAGGUUGUCGAUGCGUUCGUCAGGGGAGCGCGACUUGCCGCUGAGAGCGGGUUCGAUGGAGUUGAGUUGCAUGCGGCACACGGGUAUCUCAUUUCUCAAUUCAUGUCUUCAAAAACAAACUUGCGGAAUGACGAAUACUCUGCGCACAGUGAUCCCCUACGAUUACUCCGCCGUAUCGUCUCUGCAAUCCGAGGAUCGAGCGCUAUCGCCAGCGACUUCGUGGUCGGGAUUAAGCUUAACGCCUCAGACUAUGUUGAACAUCAAAACUCUGACAAUCCGUCGGAUUACAGUCAGGCACAAGAAGACCGUGCUAUGCAGCAUCUCCGAGAAAUCGCCUCUUGGAAUAUGGUUGACUACAUACAAGUUAGCGGAGGCGACUAUGAAGAUCCAGCAUUCAUGAUCAAAACAAAGAUGCAGUCCUCUCGGCAAACACUUUUCACACGCUUUGCCCAUGAAGCCGUCCAGGUGUUGUCAUCAACUUCUUCGGAACAAUUUGGCGGGAAUGCUCUAAGUUCUGCGGCAUGCAAUGGAAGACCAUUGCCACUUGUCAUGCUGACCGGCGGCCUGCGCACGCUCCCUCUCCUCACCUCAGCACUCGCCAACAAGCAUGCACACCUCCUCGGGGUCGGCCGACUCGCCGUCCUCUGCCCCGAGCUUCCUCGCAUGCUCCAAGACGGCAUGUCAAAAACAAUCCUCUCAGAGCCGCUACCCGAGCCGGACCUCACAGGACUCGGAAUAGUCCCUCCCUCGGGACAAUCUAUUUUUAGCAAGCUCGAGAGGGCAGUGCUCUGGGUGAUGAUCGUUCUGUGGGACAGCAUUCCCGUAGAGCUGCCCAAGCUCGUUGGCGCGGGAACGGACAUGGCGUGGCAUAUUGUCAUGAUGCGGCGCAUUGCGAGGGGCCAAGAUGUGGAUUUCAGUGUGGGCGGGCUUGCGGCGGUGCUGAGGAUGUGGCUGUGGGUUGCACCUUGGCAAGAAGAAGACAGUCUGUGGGACUCGUAUGCAUGGGUAUUGAUGGGGCUGAUUGGUGUAUUGGUAGGUAUCAUCAUAGGAAUGUUAUUGUGAUUGAUGCUGGGAAGAAUAUAUCGCG
Messenger RNA from Laetiporus sulphureus 93-53, 1708 nucleotides. RefSeq names its product FMN-linked oxidoreductase. Gene Ontology annotation, molecular function: FMN binding; oxidoreductase activity. The transcript has 6 exons. NCBI's taxonomy places the organism in Eukaryota, Fungi, Basidiomycota, Agaricomycetes, Polyporales, Laetiporaceae. The coding region runs from base 19 to 1683 and encodes 554 amino acids. The record is from RefSeq and is a predicted model, not a curated record.